Spirodela intermedia is the source of this 5268-nucleotide messenger RNA. The record is from the annotation of a GenBank genome assembly. NCBI's taxonomy places the organism in Eukaryota, Viridiplantae, Streptophyta, Magnoliopsida, Alismatales, Araceae.
AUGUUUGGCAGAUGGAGGGCUCCCGUCGCGGAUGGAUUCUCCCUCCUCGUAGCGGCGGGGGCCACCUUGCUGUGCUGCAUCUUUGCUCUCUGGUCGUCACUACGUAGACACGGGGCGGUCCCGAAGGAGGCCCGGGCGAUCGAGUCGGUUUGGUACAGUAAUAAGGCGCCCAGGUGCGCUUGUUCCUGCGGGGGUGGUCUCGGCGGCGAGAGUUCCAGUUCGAUGUCCAAUCAUGUGAACGGGGACAUGGCAGUGGGUGAGGAGGAACUGCCGGCGGCUUCUGAAGCGGAGCGGCAGAUCGGUGCAUCGAUGAUGGAGCAGCUUGUCCCGGAGAUCACAACCCAUGCGCUGAGCUAUUUGGAUUACCCCAGUCUGUGUCGCCUCUCAAUGACCAAUUCGUCGAUGAGGAGGGCAGCUAACGAUGACAAUGCGUGGAAAGCGCUCUACCACAAGGUAUAGCUCUUCCACUCCGUGUUGUUUUAGUCGAGCAAGUUCCAUGCUAAUUUGAUCAUCCUUUGUUCUCUGUUCUCACUCGAGAAUCUUUACCUUCAUUAAUAUGCACCUUAUAUGAUUGUUUUGCUGGAAUUGUAGAAAAGGCUAUAAAUCAAAAUUAAUGGCUUUCAAAGGAUCUAAAAUCCAUACUGUCAUUCAUAACCCCGAAUUUCAUUAAAUCUCAGUUAAGUGGACAUUUGAAAUGGUGAGCGGUUCUGUGGCUUCACGGAAUUUAUAAGUUGAUUCCUUUGCACAAGGAGGAGAAAAUUGUAUUCAGAGACCAGAUCAGCAAUGUGGUGAGUGUAAAAAUUAGGUUAUUGGGAUGAGAAUUUUUAGAUGGAUGUGAGGAAAGGAGAAAAAACGUCACUUAUCAGCUGAAUCUAGUCUAUUGGUGCUAGCAAGAUGGCCAUUUUAGGAAGUGUAUGAAAGUUACUUGGAGAUGAUUUGGACAAAGAAGCUAAUGGAAUAAAUUUUUUAAUAAGGAGAAAUGUAAAUCAUUUUUGUGAUAAUUUUACCCGUUGAGGAAAAUUGUAAGGUACUUGGAAAGUCUGUGUAGAAAUUUAUGAAUUUAGGUACCACGAGCAUUAACAUUAUGCAUCACUAUGUGAAUUGGUUGAGUAAGCACCUUGGAACGCCUGAUCAAAGUUUCAGGAAUGAGAAGUUUUAAUUGUUGACAAGAAUAAGAAUCAGCCAAUUCUAUGGAUAGUGAUACAAAUUUAUGUCGCUGUAUGUGCUUAAAAGUGUGCAACUAGUCUAGCAACUCCUACUCACUCUUAUGUGUGAGAAAACCUAUGACAGUGUUCCAUUUUUAUCUCUGGCUAGUGGUUGCUUUAGAGAAGAUCAUCAAUUCAAGCCUAAUCCAGGGAUCGGUUUAGGGAGCGUCAUAUUCAUCCCUAUAGAAAAGUAUUCAGGGAAGACCUUUUUGAAAUAUGUUUCAGUUUAUGAAUAAAAUAAAUAGUUGUUAUCUGAAGCGGCUACAUUUAAUUAAAAAAAAGCGUGAACCAUAAGAACGUCCUAAAAUGUAGGAUUACAAGAAAUUAGGCUAAGGAGCUGACUUUAUAAUACGAAAAUUUUGUAGAUCAGAGCCAUAGGGAACUUCCCUUUUUCGCAUUGCAUUCUCUUAAAUGUCAUUUGGAACACCUGUUUUAGUUCUUUUAUUUAUUUCUAUUUACGAAGCUAUUUUAGUUCAACCAUAGAAGCAUGAGCUUCGUCAUGCGUUCAUAUAUUCUUCCAUAAUCCAGAUGUUUUCUUCGGACGAGUUUUCUCAAUGCAGUCAUGGUCACCACGGUAUUUUGUGCCUCUGUUUGGUGACUCGAUGAAUAUGCUCAAGGGAUCACCAUUUACCAUUGGUGUUGUGCAAGAUAGACUCGCGCAGGCUUCUCUUCCAGUCUGAUGUUUGGUCUCAGGAGAGAACACUAUCUCAAAUUCGAAGAAAAAUGACUACUUAUUCUGCCAUUUCACUUGCAUCAGAGCAUUACAGAUAUUGGGGAUUCACUGGGCAGUAAGGAGAGGUGACAGAAUCUCUACUGUAAACUGCCUCGAAUAAUCCACUUCCGUAAAUUAUUAGUUCUCGCAAAUAUGCGAACUUCAUGCAUUCCUGCUUAUUAACUGCGUGGUUGUCCUCUCGGACAAUGUCCAUGAGAGUAAAGCUGCACUGCCGCUUUAUCCCAAUCCGGCUUGUUACGUUCUCCUUUUUGGAUUGCUUCUUCAUUUAAUCAACCUUGAUGAGCUUAUUAUUUUAUGUACUAUUCAUAUUCGACCCCUUUUUCUUUUGACCUCCCCUAUUCACACACCUUCUAUGCUAAUCUAUAUGAUGACUUAUUGCUCCUUGUUUACCACGGCUAGAAUAUUUGGACACAUAUAGGAUGCAGAGUGAUAUCCUACAAUUGUUUGGGAGACUAAGACCAGUAAGAAAAUUCUCUCUUUUAUUGCUGCUAUCAAAUUCUUAUUUUGACUGGGAGAAAGGUUAUCAUUUUUGCAUAAUUCAUCUGUUAUCGCGCAUGGCCACUGACGGCUUGCAGACUCGUUUUCUUGCAACUUGUUUGUGCUAUUUUUUUUCAUUUAGCUAUCGACCUUCAACUAUUGUUUUGGACGUGAGGCAUGUGACGCUGACUUAUAAAAGUCCUAAGCCUGAUUCUUUCAUACAAACAUUCAUCUCUUGAAUCUCCUGUUUUAUUUGAUUCCUUUGUGAUCCCUUUUUCGUGGAAAAAUAUAAUUUCCUGCACUUAGAUUGUGGGGAUACCCUGGAGAGGUCUGUUCAAUUCUUAUGAAGAAUGAGCUUUAAUAGCUGCAUUUCCCCUGGAAACUCAUGGAUGACUAUUUUUCUCCGACCAAUUCCACCACCCAAUUUCACAGUUCCUUGCUUGAGAUCAAUGAUUCUUUCUCUGCACGGCAUAGACAAUAUAAUCUGACCUCAUGUUCCUCCUAACUUGCACACAUUCAUCUGAUAUUCCUGUUCAUUAUUGGAAACAUGAGUCAUUCGACGUCCUUACGUCUCAGUAUAAGGUGCUAAAGCCCCUUGUUGAAACUCAGAAGCUGGUCAAUCCCAACUGUCUGACAUUAGUGCGUAGGUUCUAUAAGCUCAUUGUUUGGGGUCCCUGAAGUUGAAUUUUACUGUUCGCUUACUUACCCUAACAUGGUACACGCUGUCAUUUUUUUAAGAUAUUAGGUGCAGAUGAAGAAACAUUCCCCUUUGAGAUUCAACAAAAAGCUGCGGAGACUUCAGGUUAUUUAACAAUAUAAAAAUUGGCAGGGGAAAAAAAAAGUGUCAUGAUGAAUUAGGUCGUUACCUGGUUCUAUUCGUGAGUUCCAUAAGCCCAGAAAUCCUUCUGCACACUAAGAUUACCAAUUUCUGGACGAUCGUCAUCUAAAAUCAGUAGCCACAGUCACUAAUUAAUUAGCAUUAGCUUAAUUAAUAAAGUCUUUUAGUUAGAGACAAUCAAUCCAGGCAUAUAUCGGUAUGUAGAUAUCGAAAGUUAGUCACAGCUUCGCAAUAGUUUCUGUGUUUCAAUUUUAUUCUGUUUUUGUCUUCCAUGAUGGUGAAAAUUUUGUGUGACUGAUGUCAUUUUACUAUUUUAGCUUUCUCCCCUCAUCUUGGAUCCAGUAGACAGCGUAUCCAAUCUGGGUCAUCCAUAACCUGUGUGGUUGUAGAUAUCACAUCCAUUAAUCGAAAGGCAAGGGGGGGCAAAGGAAUUUAGGGUUCUUUGAGCGGUGGGUAGAGAUGACUUCCAAUGUGCGACUGUUUUCUCAUAGCUUUUAUGAGAAGAUGAGACCAGAUAAUGGGUAGGAAACGAUUUUCCUUUCUUGGAAGCCUAUUCGGUCUUGGAAUAUAAUCCCAUGAUCAUUCAUGUUGAUUUCAGGAUGAUGAUGGUUGAGCAUUGAAUCAUCCUCAUAGUCUUAGACCCCCCAUGGGAUCUGAAAACAUGCUUUUGUAUCAGUUGAAUACAAAUUAUGUGGCAUAUUUUAAUCAAUUAUUUUGUGAGGUCAACGUGAAUGUUCAUAUUCAUGUAAGGCGUUCGAUACAACAAGAAUAAUCUUUCUGCUAUGUGGUCUACUUAAUCCAUAAAAAAAUUACUUAUAAUUUUAUGCAACAUUCACAUAUUAGUAUGAUAUUGUGUAAUUUCUUUUUUGUCUCAUGUGCCAAUCUUUACAGCGUAUCUAGACAGCGUCUCUCCACACCUCUCCGUCAAUCUGUAUAGAGAGAGAGAGAGAGAGAGAGAGAGGAAAGAGAGAGAGAAAUCUGUAUAGGAUUCCAAAUCAGAGCCAAUGGCAGUUGAUCCGUCAAUCUGUGAGGCUGUCAUUCAUCAUGAGUUGGUAUAAAAGGGCACAUAUAUAUAUAUAUAUGUAUGUAUUUAUGGCCAUCACAACUCCUCUGCGGAUAAUUCUGUAGAAAGCUUUCUGCAAUAUCCGUGGAAAUUUGCAGCUCGUGGAAUCUAUCAGGACCUGAUUCUCUGUAUGGAUGAACGAAUGAAUUCUCUCACUUGGCAUCAUGAAAGCCGUAUGAUUCGUCUCAAUUUGGGAAAACAUGGUUGCAGUCAAAUCGUAGGCAGGUUUACUUAUCAAAUGACGUAUUCCUGCCAUCAAGAGAUUGGCAUCCUCGCGAUGAUUGGUCACUUACUUCCUUGGUCAACGCAGGAUUUCACGGUGGAGCAGGAUGGCAUCACUCCGGUCAACGGAUGGAAGGCCUACUAUGCCGCCACGAAGGCCGUGGUGGAUGUCAAUGCGGAGUUCUACGACAUCAUCAGAACCAGAUCUCUCCCCGCGAUGAGCCGUCUGUGGCUUCACGCUGAUUAUGUGAAGUGCAUCCACGGCUCCGGAGAACUCUUCACGGGGUAAGAAUCCCCUCUUCCACAUCAUACCCAUCUACGUUGCUCUCUCUCUCUCUCUCUCUAUUUCUCUCUCGGAUUUGUGCUAUUUAUAGGGCGUGCCAUGGAGGGGUUGCUGCCGUAUGUGAUCACAGUCUUGAACUGAAUCUGUGCGGCGGCGAACAGGUAUGCGGCGGUGAUGGACAGCUGGGCGGUGGCGCUCAACUGGGUCCCGGGCGGCGGCGGCGGCGGUGGUCAAGGGGGAGUGGCUUUCGAGGUGAGGGACGUACGGGCCCGGGUGAUCGGUGAGGUGGCCUGGGUCACCAUGAAAGCCUAUGUGGACGUUGACUCGGGGCCAUUCCACGUGACCAACGUCUUCGAGCUCCAUCGCGGGAGGUGGUGCAUGGUCCACCACCAUAGCUCCGUCAUGCUGGCUGACCCAGACGCCGGGCACAAUAACAUCUUCGGUUAG